UCACCAGCCUCGCGCUCCACCGUGCUCCGCCACUGCGUCCGUCAAGCGCGACAGCGCACGGGCGGGUGAAGCCCUGAGGCGCGUCCACCCUCCGGGAACCCGAGCGAAGCGAGAGCCGGGAUCGCGACCCCCCUGCCCCGACCCUGACGGGUGGGAGAGGCUCACUUGAACCAAACGGCCGGCGCGGGUCGUCUCCGCAGCCUCGCGGUCCCGCGGCUCCCGAGGGCGCUGUUUCAGGCACCAGCCACAGGUGCCCGAAGUGCUGCAGCUGUGGCUGCGGCGUCUCUGUCCCCAAAGCCCCGGGGAACCUCCGCCCUCUGGGGUGAGGGAGGACUCGCGGGAGCCAGUGAAAGGAGCGCUCGAGGGGCCGCAGACGCUCCCAAACGGGCCUCGGUAAAAGUCUCGUCGCUUCGGAGGCGAUUCGGUGCCGUCUCCACCCCUCUCCCUUUAGACGAUGCUUAAGGUACAAGGAAAACCAUUUCCUGGGACAUCUGAAUUGUAUUUCAAGCUUGAGUUACGACAGUGAAGGGGCAAACAUGCUUAACUCCGCCAGUGAAGUGGAGUUUUCGGAAGAAAAAACUACUGAGGAGAUCUCCCAACUCUCUUCCCUGGCACUGUCAGGGGACACAGCAUACAGCGAAAAAACGUCAACUGGUUUGCCCGAAAAAACUGGCUAUCCGGACUCCGUUUACAUUAUGGCAGCGAACAUUUUUCAGGGCAUUCGAUUCGAGAAGUCACCAGAGAAAGUCUUAAUAAAGUAUCGGAAUGAGCCCCUGCCGUCCUCCACCGAGUCUGAGGAUGAAUCCUUUCAGCGUUUGUCCUAUGAGCUGGCUUUCAGUGCCCUGAAGUUUCAAGAUAUUUUGGAAGCUAUAUUAAUAGACAGCUAUAUCUUCCCAAGCACCACAAUACCAGAUCAUUUGAACAGUCUUAUCAUUGUGAUGCUGUAUGAUUUCCAAGAUAGAAAAUUUCAAGCUCGUCUCCUUUCUGAUAAUGAAGAGUCUAUAGUGGAAGUUGUAGAAGUAGAGAACCUUCUUAACAGCUUUAAGACAAAAUUGGCUGCGGCAUUGGCAAGAUGUCGAAUCAAACAUGAUGCCCUUUCAAUUUACCACAUUCUUCCAGAAACAGUUAGGAACCAGGAACUAAGGGCCUCAACUUUGCCACUUUAUACUUGGAUAAAUACGUGUAAAAUCAGCCCUGAAGAAGUUUAUCAUAGUUUGAAGAAAAAAGGCUAUAAUAAAGUCAAAUCUGUGUUGCAUAUUGAUAAUAAAGUCUUUGCUGUGGAUCAACAUUGCUAUGAUGUCUUAAUUUUUCCAUUUCAUCUUAAAAGUGAUCUUCUAAAUACAGAUCUUUUCAAAGAUUAUAAACUUGUAUUUCAGGACAAAUCUCGAAGUCUCGCUGUCCAUUCUGUAAAGGCUUUAUUAAAUAUGGAUGAUGAUAUCUUAAUGGUCAGUACAGGUUCGUGGUACACAGUUGCCCAUAUGUCAGUCUUGACAAAUAAUAAUACCUCAAAAAUAUUUGUGUGUGGAGUACAAUCACAAGCUAAGGAUCCUGACCUGAAGAACCUUUUCACAAAAAUGGGAUGUAAAAAUACAGGUUUACUUAAAGAUUUCUCUCAAGGAGGCCCAUCAGAAGAUAAACUUCAUGUUCUUGCUCAGCAGCAAUAUGAACAGCUAAUACAUGCAAUGAAAUUUACUAGAGCUCAAGCAGUUGUUUACUGCACAUGUUCAGUUUAUCCAGAAGAAAAUGAAACUGUUGUUAAGAAAGCACUGGAAUUUCAAGACCACGGGACUAAAGUACAAUCUUAUAGGCUUAGUCCCCCUGUCCUUCCACUGUGCUCCUUAAAGGAAAUACAUUUGUCCACUGACAAAUUUUUCAGAAUGGAACCAUCUGAAAUUACCAAUGGUUGUUUUCUUUCUGUUCUAACAAGGGAGCGGGACCCAUCUGAGACAGUGUCUGUGAAAGAUGUUUUGGCCCGUGCUGCAGCAAAGGGUCUACUGGAUGGGAUCGAGUUGGGUAAACCUUCAAAACGGGAGAAGAAGAAAAAAUCAAAAAUGUCAUUGCCAAAAUCUUCCACUUCUGAUAGUAGCAGCAUCCAGAUGAAAAUUGCUGAGUUCCUGAGUCAAGAAACUAACGUGAGUGCUCAUCAGUCAGGGACAUUAACAACAAAAACAUCUGUUCCACAGAAGAGUACAAAUCAAGUGGGUUCUUCCUCACAGGUCAGAAAAUCCAACAAGCCCACCACCAAUCCUUUAGUGCCUACAUUUAUGAAGAACACAUCUCCCUCCAGACCAUGUGAACGGCCGACAAACUUUGUAAGACCUCGCCCAGAAGACAGAAUGAUUGCACUGAAACCCGUAGAGAUUGUUUUGCCUCCAGUAAUGUUGCCAUUUUCUAGUCCCCAAAGAAUCAGAUCUCAGAUAGCAACUCAACAUUUUUACUGUCGUUGGGUUGGGCCCAAGACUGUCAUGCCUGGCUAUCUUCCCACACGAUCAAUACCAAGAAGAGGGGAAAAACCUAAAGAAAACUUACCUUCCUCUCUACCCAGGCGUCCUCGACCAUGGCUUUGACUGUCUUGUGUUUUUUACAGGGGUCAAGAGUAGUAGGUUUUUUUUUUUUCAAAGUCUGAUAUUUCUCUGAAGGUUAGACAUCCCUACACAAAAUAGUCAUCCUUUUGGUCAUAUAGUAUCUUCUAAAUGUGAUUAUUACCUUCAAGUGAAUUAAGACAAGUGAGAAUAAUGUAGGUGAGUUAAGCAAAGCAGAAUUCAGAGUUCAGUAGCUGGGUGCUGAUCUGUUUUAGAACGUCCAGUUGUAGACUCGGUAUUGGCUGUUAGAACUUGUCUCACUCUUGUUAACUUUCUGUCUGGACUUAGGACACUGGUUUAAAACUGUAACAAUUUUUCCUGAAGGGAAACACUGUGUGCCUUAGAACAGACUUCUUUUCAAAGUUAACUUGUGAGGCAGUCUAUUAGAAAGCAUAGGUUUGGAAAAGAUGCUCUUGCACGGAUUAUAGCUUGCUCUUCAGUAUUGAGUCAGCUGUAGUUUAACAUUUUCAAUCACUAUCGAGGUUGAUUUCUUUUUUCCUUAAACAUCAAAAUAGGAGAUGUUAUGAGCUUUUGUAAUGUGAUUGAGGUUGAGUAUGAGUAGGAAGAACAGGAAGGUCCAAAGUUCUAGGUGUGAGGAGUUCAGCUGUCCAUUCAGAGUGAAAACUGUUUCUCACUGAAGAACCUCUAGGAUCCUGAGCAGACUGAACAUAAGCUCUCCCUUUUAACUAUUUAUGCCACAUACUGUUGUAAAAAGUGACUGUAAGCAAAUUUCCAUCUAAAUAGUAAUUCUGAGGAAGAGGCCAAACUGUUGAAUACAAGUGACACCCCAACUGUUGAAGAAAUCUAUACAAAUUUAUGAUUCAAAGAUCAGAUGAGAUGGUCAUUUCAAGUGGCACACAGUAAUCAAACUUUGGUAAGUCAUUUCUGAUGCUCAAUUAAAAUAUAUUGUAGCACUAUUUUAAUUAUAUUAAAAGUCAGUUCAUCUUGACUAUUAUCAAUUGCCUUCCAUGAAUUGGUUAUGAUUAUCAUUUCUGGGUCUACUGAUUUUUUUUUCAUCAUGGCAACAGAAAGUGACAUUAAAUCAAAUAUGUUACAACUGUAAAUCCUACUGUUUAAAAACG
Molecule: messenger RNA, 3664 nt
Organism: Kogia breviceps (pygmy sperm whale)
Lineage: Eukaryota; Metazoa; Chordata; Mammalia; Artiodactyla; Physeteridae
Source: RefSeq, a predicted model, not a curated record